CUGCCGGCCACAUGUAAAGAACGACGACGCAUUUGAGACCUGAUGGCACUGGGUUUAUGCAGUCUACCAGUCCAUUCAUCAAUAGAUAUGAUGCAGCUUUACUCUUUUCAUUACUAAAGCCAAUGAAUAAUAGACUCCCUUCUUAAACUAUUCUUAAUCUGUUUAGUCCGUUUUCUACUAUUACGUCAGUUUAUAGUUCCAAUCCGUGAUCUGUUGAAAAUGGCUGAGAAAAGCAAGAUUUUGAUAAUUGGGAGCACUGGAAACAUUGGGAAAUACAUAGUGGAAGCGAGUGCAAAAGCUGGGCACCCAACAUUUGCCUUGGUUAGAGAAAGCACAGUUUCAGAUCCUAAAAAGGCGGCAAUCUUAGAAAGCUUCAAGAAUCUAGGAGUUACAUUUCUAUAUGGAGAUUUAUACAAUCACCAGCUGUUAGCUGAUGCAAUCAAACAAGUGGACGUAGUAAUUUCCACAGUUGCAGGAAAAUUGGUGGGUGAUCAAGUUAAGAUCAUUGCAGCGAUAAAAGCAGCCGGUAACAUCAAAAGAUUCCUACCUUCUGAAUUUGGGUCGGACGUGGAUCGCGCGCACGCCGUUGAGCCGGCUGCAAGCCAUCUCCGGACCAAGGCAGGGAUUCGCAGAGCUAUUGAGGCUGAAGGCAUACCUUAUGCUUUCAUAGUAUCCCAUGGUUUUGCUAGUUGUUUCCUCAAUAACGUGGGAGACUCCAGCAGCACAACUCCUCCGCGAGAGAAAAUUGCCAUUCCUGGCGAUGGAAAUCCAAAAGCUAUUUUUGUAAAAGAAGAAGACAUAGCUGCAUACACAAUCAAGGCAGCUGACGAUCCAAGGACUCUGAACAAGAUUGUUUAUCUUAGGCCCCCAGCCAACACUCUGUCCUACAAUGAGAUGGUGUCUUUGUGGGAGAAGAAAAUUGGGAAGACCCUCGAAAAGAUCUACAUUCCAGAGGAGCAACUUCUCAAGAACAUUCAAGAGGCUCCAAUGCCGUUGAACCUGUACAUGUCUUUGGCGCACUCUACAUUCGUGAAGGGAAGUCAUACAAACUUUAAGAUUGAGGCUUCUUUUGGGGUGGAGGCGACGGAGCUUUAUCCAGACGUGAAAUACACCACAACUGAUGAAUACCUUGAUCAGUUUGUGUGAGAUGAAUUGAGUUGAGAGAAGUUCAAGAUUUAGCUGGCCUCUACCAGUUUGAGACAACAGAGUCUGUGUCUUUUACAAUGUCAAUAAUAAUAAAGUGUGUUGCGAAGAAAUCAACCGUUUGUGCUAUGUCCUCCAAUGUUGUUCGGCACACGUUAAUUUGCUACUGCUUCUGAAUUUGUGGUUGCUGAAUUUUGUAAUGUGAAAGUAUUUACGGUAAAAUGAGGAUGAUACUAAUAAACUCGAAUUUAGAGACUGAAAAA
This is a messenger RNA of Coffea eugenioides, 1406 nucleotides long. Its product is annotated as isoflavone reductase homolog PCBER-like. The record is from RefSeq and is a predicted model, not a curated record. Lineage: Eukaryota; Viridiplantae; Streptophyta; Magnoliopsida; Gentianales; Rubiaceae. Gene Ontology annotation, molecular function: oxidoreductase activity. The transcript is spliced from 5 exons. Bases 220 to 1146 code for a protein of 308 amino acids.